Patella vulgata (common limpet) is the source of this 2949-nucleotide messenger RNA. RefSeq names its product cholesterol 25-hydroxylase. Gene Ontology annotation, biological process: sterol biosynthetic process. Gene Ontology annotation, molecular function: C-4 methylsterol oxidase activity; iron ion binding. The coding region runs from base 517 to 1527 and encodes 336 amino acids. The transcript is spliced from 2 exons. NCBI's taxonomy places the organism in Eukaryota, Metazoa, Mollusca, Gastropoda, Patellidae. The record is from RefSeq and is a predicted model, not a curated record.
AAGACAACUUGUCUGCGAUAUCACCCUCGGUGGAAGCCGGCGUUAAACAUUAUUAAUAGAGGAAGAAGAUCGCCUGCAUGUCUGGAUAACCUGAUAUUAAAUUCGACAGGGAUUAACGUCUUGUUUGUUGAGUCGUUUGUGUUUAUUCUGUGUUGUUACGUGAAAUGAAACGUCUGGAUGUCCGAUCGAUAAAACCCGUCAACUGUUGAACUACGUACUAUCUUUAGGGCGAUCAACCUGUAUUUAUUGAUAAUGUAUUGACUAGGAAAUUACAACGACAAAGAGAGAGAUAGUCAGGCGGAUCCGUUUGAUAAGCUCGAUAGAAACCAUAGCAAACAUAUGGUGUGAUCAUUGAGGCAUGACAAGCCGGUUGACAGAGGAGUGAACAACUUGAUAUAGAACGUGUUUAAGUUGAAAGGGCGGGCCUGUGAGGAUCUAAUAUAACCUGUAGUAGAACGACAGGUGAAAGCCAGGUUCGGGCACAUGUUGUGAGUCGAGUCAAGCAGAUUUAUAAAGAUGGCACCAAAAGCCUUUGGACAGUCGGUCACUACCACCACCACCACCACUACCACUACCCCAAGAAUGACCAAACAUUUAGACAAGGCAGCACCUAAAUCAACAACUGAUACCGAAUUCGUUAAAACGUCUAAUUUAAUUUAUGGAAUCCGGACAUGUAUUAUAUUAAUUAGUAUACUAGGAUAUUAUUAUAGGAACUAUUUACAAGUACCAGUAGAUCUAACAUGGCGAUAUCUAACUUCCGCUUGGUGGUUUCAAUCGGUGUACUUCGAGAGUUUCUUCGCCACUUUUUGCUACGUGGUGAUAAUACCCAUUUAUCCAUUUGCGUUCCAUUUUAUUAAAAGAUUUGAUAAAUACAAAAUCGAACCAUCUGUGAAUUACGUCCAUCAAACUGUUAUUGGUAUGAUAAUUCAAGGAUUUGUCUAUUUAGCGCCGCUCAUGCUCAUGGAUACCUUCAUGGUAAAGAAAUAUGUCGGAAUAGAAGCGGAAGUAUGGGAUGAGAAGCGGAAGUCAUGGAUACAAACAACACGAGCUCUACCGGAAGAAGCGCCAUCUUUGUUUCAGUUAAUCUUCCAGUUAAUUGGAAGCAUUGUGGUGUACGACGCUCUAUUUUUCUGCGUUCAUCUUGCCAUUCAUAAAAAUUUCUGGCUGUACAAAAAUCUGCACGCCGUGCAUCACGAUCACGAGGUCAUGAAUGCACACGUGACCAACCAGCUAUCCGUGAGCGAAAGGAUCAUUCUGAUUCUCUCGGCUAAUUUCUCUCUCAAGAUUUUCAACAGCCACCCUCUCACUCGGAUGGUAUUUGUUCCUACGUUUAUUUUCAUGCUUGUCGACAACCACAUGGGCUACGAUCUACCUUUGGGGAUGGAUAAAAUUGUUCCUUGGCAGCUAAUGGGAGGACCACGUAAACAUUAUCACCAUCAUGUACACGGUGGCGGUGAUUAUCAACCGUUCUUCUGCUAUCUCGAUAAACUCUUAGAAAAAAGAAGAAACCCCAAACAAUGUGAUUAAUUCUCAAGUUUUAUAGAAUAUACCAAUUCAUUAAAGUCGCUCAACGUCAUUUGAGAUUUUGAAGAAGCUCUUGCCAACGGCUCAAAAGGCACCACUAACUCUAAUCUUCCCUGAAAUCUGUUGAUGAGCCUCUUUUAAUCCGAUUGAAUCAAAGCAUAUAUUUUGAUUUUAUUUUCUGGAAUGAAAUGAAAUGGAUUUUAAUGGUUAAUGAAGACGGAGAUUUUAUUUUCUUAAUUAAAUUAAGUGCUAAAUAAUUAGUUAAGCCGUGGAAAUAUUUAGUAUUUUCCUAAACAUUCAAAUGACGCACGGAGACUUUAAUAUUGAAUAUCUAACCCAACAGCUGUGAUAUUUCAUAGACAUUUUAUUAAAGUUUUAUUUUCUUGUUACAUAAAUGUUCAUUUUCGCUCAUAAAAUGAAAUGGGAUUUAGCGCCCGACUUGUCUGCAUUCACUGGGCUAAUGAAGACCGACAUACCCCAUACAGUGUUCUAUGGGGUAAAUUCUAACCGCCAUUGAUUCUUUUACGUACACAGGACCUCGGUUUUUAAGAAAUACUGCAAUUCGAUUGGCUGAUCAGUAAAAUCAAUUUGCAUAUAUCCAAUUUGCAUAUUGGUCAGCCAAUGGAAUUGCAGUAUUUCUUAAAAUUUCGAUUGUAUCUUAGUUUAAGUUUUCGUGAAUAAGGGCCCUAGACAAUAAAGGAGUCCUUUUAGAGUUAUCUCCCCCUUCAGUGAAAAUGUUCAUUCUCAUAAUGUUUAUGUCGUUAUGGAGUUUUUGGAACAUGUUAGAAUUUAUGAACUUUUUUGAUAUUUCCUUUUAAAACCUAGGCAUCAGACCAAAUAUGCCCGUUCCGAACUGCUUGACUGUAAACAAAAAGCAUCUUGUGUCCGUGAUUUAUGGCAAAUGGCAAAUCCUACUGUAAUGACGAGGUUCGGCGCAGGUAAGGUAAAGCGGUAUUUAUGGCGUUUGAUAAUCCAUGUACUAUCUAUACUAUUAUACCUCAACAUCGAAUUGUAGAUAAUAUUAGUGAUGGACCACGUAUCUGCAGCAUAAUCAAGUUCAUAUUUUGAAACUAUUCUUGGUUGAGGAAGGGGUGGGGGGGGGGAACCAGUAGCGACGUUAGCAUAAUUAAGUCUGCUGUAAUGGUUGGGCCGUUACUGUUUAAGAAAAAGAAAUUCAAUGGGGUGAAUACUUAUUAUAGUAUUGUUGGGUGCCAUGGUAAUAUUCCAGGUACUCGACUGUUCUAUGUCAGUCUACUGUAAUGGUUGGGCCGUUACUGUUUAAGAAAACGACGUUCAAGGGGUGAAUAGUUAUUAUAGUAUUGUUGGGUGUUAUGGUAACAUUCCAGGUACUCGACUGUUUUAAGUAAUGUUUUAUCGUAGUUUAUUUUAUUCUAAACCAUAAAUUUGUUAUUGUUUAUUUUAAAU